Molecule: messenger RNA, 2768 nt
Organism: Xiphophorus couchianus (Monterrey platyfish)
Lineage: Eukaryota; Metazoa; Chordata; Actinopteri; Cyprinodontiformes; Poeciliidae
Gene: cers2a
Product: ceramide synthase 2a
Exons: 11
Coding region: 454-1587 (377 amino acids)
Biological process (GO): ceramide biosynthetic process
Cellular component (GO): membrane
Molecular function (GO): sphingosine N-acyltransferase activity; DNA binding
Source: RefSeq, a predicted model, not a curated record
ACAUCACUUUAAAUAGCCUGCCUCUCUUCCAUCGUCUUGUACAACGAACCAUAAAACUCCACUAUAUCACUUGAACUCUACGUCUGAUCCGUGACAGCAAUCCACAGUCAUCAAGAACCACGUUGGGGACAAACAAAACAAAAGAAAAGCGACUCUAAAUUCAUUUCCCCCACAUUUAUAUCGACACGGGAGAAAAUAUUUGAGAAAGAAAGUGCGACAUUUUUUUUUUUUUUUUUUUUUUUUUUGACACAAGGAGGAAACUAAAGAUUCAUUUGCUGGACUAUGUGUAACUUGGAGCUACUUUAAUGGCGAAAUAUUCAUGAAAUCCUCCCGGCUACGACACACAGGACGAGGAGGAGCAGAAGAAGAAGCAGAAGCCGUGAAUCCACCCCCGCCCGAUGAGCACAUUUUCAGCCCGCAUUACCUGUCAGCACACGGCGAAGAGACGAGAGGAUGUUAUCUCGGUUAAAUGAGCUGAUAUGGACCGACUGGAUCUGGUUCCCAGAAGGCUACGGCUGGGAUGAUCUGAAGGAUCACGAUGGGAAAGUCUUCCCUAAAACUCGGGACCUCUGGGCGGUUCUCCCAGUCGCACUUUGCUUCCUCAUCAUCAGACAGAUAUUUGAGCAGACUAUAGCACUUCCUUUAGCGACUCUGCUGGGAGUGAGAGACAAGCAUCGUGUUUGUGCGUCGCCUAAUCCCGUCCUGGAGUCUCAUUUCUGUAGCAAAUCAAAACAUCCCACACAGGGCUCCAUAGAGAGUUUAAGUAAACAGACGGGAUGCUCGGUGCGACAGGUGCAAAGGUGGUUCAGGCGACGGAGAAAUGAAGACCGACCCAGCAAGCUCAAAAAGUUUCAGGAAGCGAGCUGGAGGUUUACAUUUUACCUUCUUGCUUUCUUUGCUGGCCUGGCAGUCCUUGUUGAUAAACCAUGGUUCCACGAUGUAAAACUGGUGUGGGAAAACUUCCCCAAAAUGCCGCUGUUGACCUCCCAGUACUGGUACUACAUGAUCGAACUCGGCUUCUACGUCUCCCUGAUUUUCAGCGUAGCAUCAGAUGUCAAGCGGAAGGAUUUCAAAGAGCAAAUUGUUCACCAUGUGGCUACCAUCCUCCUCAUCAGCUUCUCCUGGCUGGUCAACUACAUCCGAGCCGGGACUUUGAUCAUGUUGGUGCACGACGCCUCUGACUAUCUUAUGGAGUCGGCCAAAAUGUUUAACUAUGCGGGCUGGAAAAAAACCUGCAACUUCAUCUUCACUGUGUUCGCUGCAGUUUUCAUCAUCACCCGUCUCAUCAUCUUCCCCUUCUGGAUCAUAUAUGCAACAGGCGUGUACCCGCUGUCUCUCUACCCCACCUUCUUCGGCUUCUACUUCUUCAACGGGCUGCUGGUGGUGCUGCUGAUUUUGCACAUCUUCUGGACGGGACUCAUCCUGCGCAUGGUCAUCAAAUUUCUGCCAGGAAAUGGCAUCGUGGAGGACGAGCGCAGUGAUAAAGAGGAGACGGAGUCGGACGACGAAGAUGACUGUAGCAAGCCGAAGAACGGCCAUGUGCAGAACGGUCACUCUGUCCUCCACAACCACAAGAAAAGAGACUGACUGGUCAGAAAGAGAGAGACUGGCUGAUUAUAAACAAAAAAGAAAGAAAAGGUGACAAUGGCGCCCUCAUCUGGAAGCUGAAAGACAUGCAGCAGGCAUCACACUCAAAUUUACUCUCAUUUGUAUUUUACGUUUUAGGAAACGCAGUCAGCUCCGAGGGGAUCACUUGGCCUCUCUGUGGAUUACACUAAGAUAGAAAAGGAGCCGUUUUGAUCCCGUUUGCCUCUAAGCAGCAGAACAAAUUCCCACUUCUAUAUUUUUCCUCUUUGUCAACCCGCCUGCUUGCAGCUUUGUUUUCUUGAUGGGAAUAUUUCCUGGAAACUCGGCGCUUCAGAUGGUUUCUCCCGUCCCUACAGCUCAUUAACACUCUUCUAAUUCUAACUGUCGAUCUAAAACGUAACUUAUUUUUGCUCUAAAUAAACGCACAGAUGCCAGAGAUGAUGUGAUGAGUACUAUUGUAAAUGUGGCUGUGAUUUCUUUUUUUUUUUCUCCUAUGGACCAUAAAUCCCCUUAAGUCCAACGUUUUAUUCAAUUACAAAAAAAACAUUUCUGCUGCAUUUCUGCCGCUCUAGCUCUUUUGGGUUAAACGUUGCGAGGUUAAAGACGAAACAAUUGCUAAAUAACAAUAAUAAUUAAAUAGUGUGAGUGAACGUGCCUAGCCUGCCAUACAAACUGAAAAGUGCCUUUGGAGAAAUGUGUCUUUAAAUACUUGCUUUUCUGAGAGAUGGCUUGUUUUAAAUGUUUGUUUUGUUUAAAAUCUUUUAAGUUUUAUCACCUUUCUUUCAUCGUUUAUUUCUUUUAGUGCAGCCAAAAAGUUUAAAUUUGGGAGCAAAGCGUUUGAUUAAGUUGAUCAGUAAAUGUUGAUUCUUUUCUGGCUGGAAUAAUCCAAAGCAUAUCCAUUUAGUAUAUUUCUUUUUAUUAUUAUUAUUAUUAUUUAUGUCUCAGUCAUCUUGAGAUGCACUUUAUGGUUCUUUAGAGGAUCAGGAUUGACUGAAAAACUAGUGAAUCAUUUUAGUUACAGUGUUUGUUUCAGAUUUCAAAUCAUUAUUUGUUUGGAGGUUCAAAAAAUAAUUUCAACCCUUUUUUUUAUAUAAUUAUUCACGUGAAUAUUCAUUUGUUUUGACAGGGUUUUUGGUUUAGCUAGGAACAAAGAAAGAUGUUAGUGAGUAAAGAUGUAAAAA